Messenger RNA from Rubroshorea leprosula, 4208 nucleotides. Lineage: Eukaryota; Viridiplantae; Streptophyta; Magnoliopsida; Malvales; Dipterocarpaceae. The record is from the annotation of a GenBank genome assembly.
GCGCAUCUGAUCUUGUUCGUAAAAUUCAGAUGCUUUCUCUUCCGAUCCUACACUAAUCAGAUCUGAGUGAUUUGGGGACCGGAGAAGGAGAGGAAGAUGUUGACAAAGUUUGAGACGAAGAGUAAUAGAGUGAAGGGACUGAGUUUCCACAGUAAGAGGCCGUGGAUUCUUGCUAGUCUUCACAGUGGCGUGAUCCAGCUAUGGGAUUAUCGGAUGGGAACUUUGAUUGAUCGAUUCGACGAGCACGAUGGUCCCGUUCGUGGCGUCCAUUUCCAUCAGUCUCAGCCUCUCUUUGUCUCUGGAGGGGAUGACUACAAGAUAAAAGUUUGGAACUAUAAGACGCAUAGGUGUCUCUUUACCCUUCUCGGACAUCUUGAUUAUAUCCGUACUGUACAGUUUCAUCAUGAGUAUCCAUGGAUUGUUAGUGCCAGCGAUGAUCAGACUAUUCGCAUUUGGAACUGGCAGUCACGCACGUGCGUUUCUGUUUUGACCGGUCAUAAUCAUUAUGUCAUGUGUGCCUCAUUUCAUCCUAAAGAAGACCUUGUUGUUUCGGCCUCCCUCGAUCAGACUGUUCGUGUUUGGGAUAUUGGUGCCUUGAGAAAGAAGACUGUGUCGCCAGCAGAUGACAUUUUGCGGUUGAGUCAGAUGAACACUGAUCUUUUUGGUGGUGCUGAUGCUGUAGUUAAAUAUGUCUUGGAAGGUCAUGAUCGAGGAGUCAACUGGGCUGCAUUUCAUCCCACAUUGCCUUUGAUUGUAUCAGGGGCAGAUGACCGCCAAGUGAAAUUGUGGCGCAUGAACGAAACCAAGGCUUGGGAGGUGGACACAUUAAGAGGGCACAUGAAUAAUGUGUCAUGUGUUAUGUUUCAUGCCAAGCAGGACAUUAUUGUUUCCAAUUCUGAGGAUAAGAGUAUUCGGGUGUGGGAUGUGACAAAACGAACUGGAAUUCAAACCUUCCGCCGAGAGCAUGACCGAUUCUGGAUUCUUGCUGCUCACCCAGAGAUGAAUCUGUUGGCAGCAGGUCAUGAUAGUGGCAUGAUUGUCUUUAAGUUGGAGAGAGAGAGGCCUGCUUUUGCAGUGAGUGGGGAUUCAAUGUUCUACUGCAAGGAUCGCUUUUUGCGGUUUUUUGAGUUUUUGACUCAGAGAGACAACCAAGUAAUUCCAAUUCGACGGCCUGGUUCAACGAGCCUGAAUCAAAGUCCAAGGACUCUUUCUUACAGUCCAACAGAAAAUGCCAUUUUAAUCUGCUCGGAUGUGGAUGGUGGAUCUUAUGAGUUGUAUGUCAUUCCAAAAGAUAACAUUGGGAGGGGUGAUAGUUUGCCAGAGGCAAGGAGAGGCAUUGGGACAUCUGCCAUCUUUAUUGCUCGUAACAGGUUUGCUGUGCUGGACAAAAGCAAUAACCAAGUACUAGUCAAGAAUCUAAAGAAUGAAGUUGUUAAAAAGAGUGCCCUCCCUAUUGCAACAGACACAAUAUUUUAUGCAGGAACAGGUAAUUUGCUGUGCCGAUCUGAGGAUAAAGUGGUUAUAUUUGAUCUCCAGCAGAGGCUUGUUCUGGGGGAUCUCCAAACCCCUUUUGUCAAGUAUAUUGUUUGGUCUAAUGACAUGGAGACUGUUGCCUUGCUCAGCAAGCAUGCCAUUAUCAUUGCUAGCAAGAAGCUUGUUCACCAGUGCACUCUUCAUGAGACAAUUCGUGUAAAGAGUGGAGCCUGGGAUGACAAUGGCGUUUUCAUUUACACAACUUUGAAUCAUAUCAAGUAUUGCCUCCCCAAUGGCGAUUGUGGGAUAAUUAGAACACUGGAUGUUCCAAUAUACAUAACAAAGGUUUCAGGAAAUACUAUAUUUUGCUUGGAUCGGGAUGGAAAGAAUAGGGUUAUCGUUAUUGAUGCAACAGAAUACAUUUUCAAGCUUUCUCUGUUGCGGAAGAGAUAUGAUCAUGUUAUGAGCAUGAUAAAAAACUCACAGCUUUGUGGUCAGGCAAUGAUUUCUUAUCUGCAACAGAAGGGAUUCCCUGAAGUUGCUCUUCAUUUUGUUAAAGAUGAGAGAACUCGCUUUAAUUUGGCUCUGGAGAGUGGGAACAUUCAAGUUGCAGUUGCUUCAGCAAAGGAGAUUGAUGAGAAAGAUCAUUGGUACAGGCUGGGUGUGGAAGCUCUUCGACAGGGCAAUGCAGGUAUAGUGGAAUAUGCGUACCAGAGGACAAAGAACUUUGAGAGGUUAUCCUUCCUGUAUCUCAUAACUGGAAACAUGGAUAAGCUGUCAAAGAUGUUAAAAAUUGCUGAGGUAAAGAAUGAUGUGAUGGGUCAGUUUCAUAAUGCCUUGUAUCUUGGUGAUGUCCAAGAUCGUGUCAAGAUCUUGGAGAAUGCUGGUCACCUGCCUCUUGCUUACAUUACAGCCUCUGUCCAUGGGCUACAGGAUGUUGCUGAACGUUUAGCAGCAGAAUUGGGAGAUAAUGUUCCUGCUUUGCCUAAGGGAAAUGUACCCUCUCUACUGAUGCCCCCUAGCCCUGUUAUCUGUGGUGGUGAUUGGCCACUUCUGCGAGUCAUGAAAGGUAUAUUUGAAGGUGGGCUGGACAGCGUUGGCAGGGAUGAAGUGGAUGAAGAGGAAGAGGGUGCCGAGGGUGACUGGGGUGAAGAACUUGAUAUGGUUGAUGCAGAUGGAUUACAGAAUGGAGAUAUUAGUGCAAUUUUGGAGGAUGGAGAGGAGGCUGAAGGAAAUGAGGAAGAGGGUGGAUGGGACCUUGAAGAUUUAGAUCUUCCUCCUGAGGCUGAGACUCCGAGGGUUUCUGCCAAUUCUCGGUCUGCAGUUUUCGUGGCACCAACUCCUGGUAUGCCUGUUAGUCAAAUUUGGAUUCAGAGAUCAUCUCUUGCUGCCGAACAUGCAGCAGCUGGCAACUUUGAUACAGCAAUGCGGUUGCUGAGCCGCCAACUUGGCAUCAGAAACUUUAACCCUCUAAAAUCCAUGUUUCUUGAUAUUCAUGCUGGCAGCCAUAGCUAUCUUCAUGCAUUUACAUCUGCUCCAGUUGUGUCCCUUGCCAUUGAACGGGGAUGGAAUGAGUCUGCCAGUCCUAAUGUGAGGGGUCCUCCUGCACUUGUAUUUAAUUUCUCUCAGUUGGAAGAAAAGCUCAAGGCUGGUUACAAAGCUACAACAGGUGGAAAAUUCAAAGAAGCUCUUCAGCUUUUCCUUAGCAUACUUCAUACAAUUCCGUUGAUUGUUGUGGAGUCAAGAAGGGAGGUAGACGAGGUCAAGGAGUUAAUUAUUAUUGUUAAGGAGUAUGUUCUUGGUCUUAAAAUGGAAAUUAGCAGGAGAGACAUUAAGGACAAUCCAUUGCGUCAGCAGGAGCUAGCUGCUUACUUCACUCAUUGCAACCUUCAAAUACCUCACUUACGGCUUGCUUUGCUAAAUGCAAUGACUGUCUGCUACAAGGCAAAGAACCUGGCAACUGCAGCUAACUUUGCCAGACGUCUGAUGGAAACAAACCCUGCAAAUGAGAGCCAAGCCAAGACAGCCAGGCAAGUGCUCCAGGCUGCAGAUAGGAAUAUGACUGAUGCCACUCAGCUGAAUUAUGACUUCAGAAACCCAUUUGUUAUUUGCGGGGCAACUUAUGUGCCAAUUUACAGAGGACAGAAGGAUGUAUCAUGCCCAUACUGUAGCAGUAGAUUUGUGCCUAGCCAGGAAGGACAGUUGUGUACUGUCUGCGAUCUUGCAGUGAUCAGUGCGGAUGCUUCUGGGUUGCUUUGUUCUUCUUCACAGAUACGAUGAACAGGCUGCUAAAACUGGACCUUCUUUCAGAUUUUAUCAUUCUCAUCUUUUCCGGCUGAUGAACCAAUGCAGUUGAUUUAUUCUUUGCAGGUAUAAGUUUAGAAAUAGUAAAGAGUAAACCACCAGAUAAAUGGUUUGUGCUGUCUCCUUUCUUUUUCUUUUUCUUUUUUUUUUGGGGGUUUUUGCUUUGUUCCUUACGAUUUUCAGUGUUGUAAACAAUUCGAGAAUUUUGAGUUUUGUCAUUCAUGUUCAUAGGCAAGAACAAUAAUAGGUAGGACUUACUUAAGUUACAUGUCAAUGUAUCCCGAUGCCAUUUUGAGGUCCUAUUUCUGCAAUAUUAGUUUUAUUAUUGAAGCAUUGUUUUGCCAUAUGAACCUCUGCAAUUUCUUAUAAUUCCUUUUCACCUCUUGGUGUUUUUGUUUGUUGUUGGUGUUUUACUCGUAUAUUCAUUCUGG